Molecule: messenger RNA, 1584 nt
Organism: Pararge aegeria (speckled wood butterfly)
Lineage: Eukaryota; Metazoa; Arthropoda; Insecta; Lepidoptera; Nymphalidae
Product: myrosinase 1-like
Exons: 10
Coding region: 1-1563 (520 amino acids)
Biological process (GO): carbohydrate metabolic process
Molecular function (GO): beta-glucosidase activity
Source: RefSeq, a predicted model, not a curated record
AUGCAGAGCCUGAGUAGAGUCGCCCAUGUCGCUAUUUUAGCGUGCUUCAGCCUGAUGUUUAUCACAAAGGGAGUGAGCACGUUAGUAAGCAAAAAUGGGCUGAGCAACUAUUCGUUUCCGGACAAAUUCAUGUUCGGAGUCGCGACGGCUGCAUUUCAAAUUGAAGGAGCUUGGAAUGAAGAUGGCAAAGGUGAAAGUAUGUGGGACACUUACUUACACAAGCAUCCGAAUUUCACAGUGGAUCAUACGAACGGUGAUCUAGCCACCGAUUCUUAUCACAAAUAUAAGCAAGAUAUAAUAAUGCUGCAAUCCCUCGGAGUCAAAUAUUACAGAAUGUCAAUAUCAUGGCCAAGAAUCCUGCCAAACGGGACCGACCAUUACAUAAACAAAGCAGGUGUCAGAUACUAUCGUAAAAUUUUCCAAGAGCUCAUAAAAGCCAAAAUUACUCCAGUAGUCACACUUUUCCACUGGGACUUGCCUACAGCACUUAUGGACCUAGGUGGGUGGACCAACCCAAAGAUGGUGGAUUAUUUUGAGGAUUACGCAAGAGUAGUGUUUAGCUUGUUCGGAGAUAUGGUCAAAACUUGGACAACGAUGAACGAGCUUCACGUACACUGCUAUAACGGUUACGAUCUUAAUGCUUUUGUUCCUGCAAUGCAAUCACAUGGAAUUGGAGUUUAUUUGUGCUCGCAUUAUAUGCUCUUGGGACAUGCUAGAGCUUACCAUUUAUAUGACAAGGAAUUUCGGCCUAAGCAGAAAGGUAAAAUUGGAUUAACCCUUGAUGUGUUCUAUGCCGAACCUAAGGAUAGCAACAAUAAGGAAGAUGUAGAAGCUGCUGAACGAUAUCUUCAGAUGCAUUUGGGACUUUACGCUCAUCCAGUUUAUUCUAAAGAAGGAGACUAUCCAGCAUUGGUGCGAGAAAGAAUUGAUAAUAUGAGUCGAACUCAAGGUUACCCACGGUCCCGCCUGCCAGUGUUCACACCCGAAGAGGUUGAAAUGGUGCGUGGAACAUCAGACUUUUUUGGGAUUAACCACUAUACUACUGUAUUGGCAUCUGCAUCUUCAAUGGAACCGGGCUGGCUAGUUCCUUCACUUGACCACGACGCGGGCGUUAAGUCAGAACAAGAUCCGAAAUGGCCGAUUCCCGGAGCGUUUUGGCUAGCCGUAUACCCACCGGGAUUGCGAAAAAUCGUCAACUGGAUAACUAACAAUUAUGGAACUAGAGUACCUAUUAUUAUAACGGAAAAUGGAGUAUGCGACUCUGGUGGGCUCAACGAUUAUGAACGAGUAUCUUAUUAUAAUAAAUAUCUUUACCAAUUGUUGCUCGCCAUGCACGAGGAUGGAUGUAGAGUUGAGGGAUAUUUUGCCUGGACGCUUAUGGACGACUUCGAAUGGUCUGAUGGAUACACAGUUAAGUUUGGUCUUUUCCACGUGGAUUUCAAUCAUCCAGAAAGGAAGAGAACGCCAAAGUUGUCAGCUCUCAACUACAGAGAGAUUCUGCGGACGAGGCGUAUCAACUUUAACUAUAUAAAGAUGCCAUCAUAUAAAUAUAAUAACUUAUAACAUAGGUUUACACGAUAGGUU